Molecule: messenger RNA, 518 nt
Organism: Thelazia callipaeda (thelaziosis nematode)
Lineage: Eukaryota; Metazoa; Nematoda; Chromadorea; Rhabditida; Thelaziidae
Source: the annotation of a GenBank genome assembly
AUGAAAAAUUUGCCCACAAGCGUUUUGACUUUGAUGAGGUUAAGGAGUAUAGAUUUUCCUUUAUCUGUAAGUUCUUCAGCUCUUUGUUGUCAUUAUGUUUCUUGUUUUGUGGGUAGUCACACAUAUAAUUUUAGCUCAAAGCACAGAGAUAGUCUUAUGGUAGAGACUUUAACUCAGUUUUUAGUUAUAAAUUUUUUGGUUACAGUGGUGGGUCCAGGUUUCUGCUUAGUACACUAUCAGUGUCGAGUUUAUCGGGAACCUGAGUUAAUUUUGAAGGUUACUGGGCAUCAACAAGAAUUGAGUUUUGAUUCUUUUAUAAAGCCUUUGGAAGAUAUGCGUGCUGGGCAACCUCGUUUGUUGGAAGUUGAUAAUCGUGUGUUCAUUCUUUUUGUUUUCCUAAGUAUAGAUGCUCUUAGCGGGUUGUUUUUUGGCCAAUGUUUGGAAAUUUGUGGUGCUAAUCAUAGUUUUAUACCUAUUGUUUUAGAGAUUACUUCUUUAGAGUGUUGGGCAGGGUGAUG